AUGGGGCCCCCGGGCAAUAGGGGAUCAUGGGGCCCCUGUGUCCUUGCCCAAACUCAAAAAAGCCUAUGAAAAAGGUACCAGGGGCAUCUCAUGGGGCCCCCUACUGACCCCGGGCCCUCGGGCAGUGCCCGAGUUUCCAAAUGGUCAGUCCGCCCCUGGGACAGCCUAUUAAUUUUAAACAGCUGCCCUACCCGAAGAAUAGUGGGGAAAAAGUCCCGGACCUUUUUUUCAAAAUGUGCUGCACAGAACUGCACAGAUGUUUUUUUGGAGAUCCUAUUAAGAAUUAAUGGCAUCCCGCAC
This is a messenger RNA of Staurois parvus, 300 nucleotides long. Lineage: Eukaryota; Metazoa; Chordata; Amphibia; Anura; Ranidae. The record is from the annotation of a GenBank genome assembly.